AUGGCAUCUACCCGAAACCCUUCCCUUAAUAAAGAAGAGUUAUGCAACAAAGCAUCUAAUGAAUGGAAAAUACUAAAAAACAAUGAUGAAAACGUAAUUCAAAAUAAAAUUUCUAAAUACUUAACUAUGCUAAUUCAUAUUCAUGGGUAUGAAAUUUCAGAAGAAAUUCCACAUAAUGCAGCCUUCCAAAAAAGAAUUAUAGAACUGAUUAAAAAUACACAUAAUGAAUUAGAUGAAAUAAAAAAAAUGAUAGUGAUUACAACAAAUGCAGAAAUGAAAGCACUAUUUGUUUCAAAAAUUGAUAAUAUUUGA
Molecule: messenger RNA, 312 nt
Organism: Dentiscutata erythropus
Lineage: Eukaryota; Fungi; Glomeromycota; Glomeromycetes; Diversisporales; Gigasporaceae
Source: the annotation of a GenBank genome assembly